Messenger RNA from Ectocarpus siliculosus, 4506 nucleotides. The record is from the annotation of a GenBank genome assembly. NCBI's taxonomy places the organism in Eukaryota, Phaeophyceae, Ectocarpales, Ectocarpaceae.
AUGAUGAGCACUGUCAUCUCCUCUCCUCGGCGAGGCUGCCGCCCUCCGGGCCUCGUCACGGUGGCGAAGAACCUUCUUCGGCUGCUGGUCGUGCUAGUGGUGCUCAUCACCUCAGCCGCCGCUGACACCCCUGCCCAAGACGGGGGGGAGCCAACGUCGGAGGACACCACCACCUACAUCUACAGCUGCGACGAUCUCGCGAUGGACACGACACUCGUCCGCGGCUCCGUUGCCAUUAUGGGCGACAUCAUCUGCGAUAAGACCAAGAUCAUCGAGGUGGCUCAGGGCUACGGCGACGUCCUCAUCUUUGCAGACACCAUCAUGUGGACCAAGGGCGUCAUCUUCGAAAUCCCCAAGGGAACCAGGGUCGACUUCGGAGCGCCUGCUUUCGUCUUCGUCAGCAACGAGGACAACAAGGACGGCAUCUUCCACGUGGACGGGAUCCUGGGGUUCCUUGCCGAAGACCCCGGCUUCGAAGCCCCUGACGACGCCACACCGGAGGACCUGCACCGGAUGGUCCGCCUUGCCCCCGAUGGCACCGUACGGGCUCUCGGUGAUGAGGCCAUGUACUUCACCGACUCCGCGGUGUUCGUAGUCGCAGAGCCCAGUACCGACAAGAACGACAACAGCAACAGCAACAGCGAGGCAACCGGUGGCUCUCAGGGACACUCUGCAGGCCUCGCUCAAGAGCAGCAGCGGCGGGAGUUGGAAGCGAGCGGCAUGGACUUCGUGACGUACCUGAACUCUUGCGACGACCUCCCGAAUGAGCGAACCCCUUUCGAAGGGGUCGUGUCCGUUACGGCAGACAUUGUGUGCCCCGAGCCCAAGGUGAUCGAGAUCGCCGAGGGAAGCAACAAUGUCCUGUUCGUCGCCGUCGACACCCUGUACACCAGGAACGUCCGCUUCAACGUGCGGAAGGGCGAAACGAUGCACAUCCGGGCCCCGGCUCUCACUUUCGAGAGGGAACAGGGGGAUUCGGUUGAGAUCUUCAACUUGCACGGCGAGUUGCACCUCCGCGGCGACCAGCACCGCUUCGACGAUCUGGUCGACACGAGGACGGACGACCCACACGAUACGAUCCACGGUUCCCCCGAUGGCGAUAUCAUCACCUACGGCGGUUCGAUGCUACGCUUCAGCGAGACCUCCGUCAUCGUUGAUGCUGCACCCACCGACACCGACACCAACACCUACGACAAAACCUACGACAACACCUACGACAACAACAACAACGACAACGACAACUUCCUCGAGCAGGGGGACUCCGCGGAAUUCUUUACGGUCGAACCGCAAGGGCACCUGGGGCUGUACGCCGACAGAAGUGGUCCCUUGCUCGACGAUGGAAUGGCGGAGGACAAGCACUCCAGGGAACUGGUGAAGGAGGGAGGAGCGUUAGACGUCGAUGGCCAGAUCCGCCAUACGGCCUCGGGCAUGAGAGCCGUCCUUGCGUUCGAUGUCCAGCAGCCGGAGAAGAAGCACACAGUCCCCAUCCGUCAGCUAGUUGAGACCGUCGAGCAGCCGAAAGAGCAGGACACAGUCCCCAUCAGUCAGCUCGUUGAGACCGUCGAGCAGCCGGACGACCAGCGGAGAGCUUCCAUCCCUCAGCUCGAUGAGACCGUCGAGCAGUCGGAGGAGCAGCACACAGUCUCCAUCCCUCAGCUCUUUGAGAACAGCGACAACGACAACCCCCCCACCUCUCCCGCCAUCCGCCCCUUACCUACCCCAGGGGACGAACACAGCACCGCUGCCAAUGCCGGCACCGGUGGUUCCUCCAACGGUACCCCGAAAACCACCGCUACUUCCACCGCAACCGAGAGUGACCGCCUAACCUCAGGGCUUGCCGUCGUCCAUGACGUCCUCCCGCUGUAUACCCUGGAGUCCUGCAACGAGCUCCGGUUCGAGCGAACGCCCGUCCAAGGCGUGUCCGGCGUGCUUCUCCUCGACGAUGAUAUCAAAUGCACCGAGAAACGGAUCCUCGAGGUCGGCCACGACUUGAUCAUCGUUUCCGAUAAGCCCGAUCUCCGCUUCAAGGGCGUGCACUUCGUCGUUCAGGAGAAGGUCUCGUUGACCUUCAUGGUGGCCACGAUAGUCUUGGAGAAGAUCGAGAUCCUCGAGGUCGGCCACGACUUGAUCAUCGUUUCCGAUAAGCCCGAUCUCCGCUUCAAGGGCGUGCACUUCGUCGUUCAGGAGAAGGUCUCGUUGACCUUCAUGGUGGCCACGAUAGUCUUGGAGAAGAUCGAGGGGGAAUCCGGCGAGCUCUUCACGGUGGAGCCCCAAGGUGUCCUGGCAAUGAGUGCUGACAAGUGGAGCCCAUCGCCCGACAACGGCACGGAGGAGGACGUGCACUCUCUCGUGGCCCUGGAGAAGGGGGGGAGGUUCGAGCUCGACGGUAAGGCCAGCUUCACGGCCUCGACCAUGACGAUCUCCAUGAGGAACAAGAGCGAGGAGAGGAAGAAGAACAAGAAGAAGAAGGAGAAGAACCACAAGAACGAGAACAACAGAGGCACUUGCCAAUCCACCUCUACCGCCACGGACGACAACCAAAACGCUGCUGGCCCCGGUGAUGUCAACGCUGGUGUUAUCGACGUGAAACGGGGGGACUCCUCGGAAUUGUUUGCGGUGGACCCGCAAGGGGAAGCUGGUCCGUUGCCCGACGAUGGCAUGGGGGCGGAAGGGGCGUUAGGUGUCGACGGCCAGAUCCGCGAUGCGGCCUCGCGCAUAAGAUCCGUCCUUGAGUUCGAUGACCAGCAGCCGGAGGAACAGAACCCGGACGAGCGGCAGCCUGAGGAGCAGCAGACAGUCCCCGUCUCUACGCUCCUCGAGAACGCCGAGCAGCCGGAGGAGCAGCAGACAGUCUCUAUCCCUCAGCUCGUGGAGACCGUCGAGCAGCCGGAGGAGCAGCAGACAGUCUCAAUCCCUCAGCUCGUUGAGACCGUCGAGCAGCCGGAGGAUCAGCAGACAGUCUCUAUGCCUCAGCUCGUUGAGACUGUCGAGCAGCUGCAGGAGCAGCAGACAGUCCCCGUCUUUCAGCUCCUCGAGAACGUCGAGCAGCCGGAGGAGCAGCAGACAGUCUCAAUCCCUCAGCUCGUUGAGACCGUCGAGCAGCCGGAGGAGCAGCAGACAGUCCCCGUGUCUCAGCUCCUCGAGAACGGCGAGAACAACACCCCCCCCGUCCCCCCAUUCUUGCGGCCCUCACUCAACCAAGGGGACAGGCAAAGCACCGCCGGCAAGGCCGACUCGGGUGGUAACACCAACGCGUCCUCGAAAGCCAAGAGACACCGACUCUCCCUCGAAGGCAUGGGCCACCUCCCGCUGACGGCGAUCGAAUCGUGCGAACAACUACGCGUCGACCGGACCACCGUUCUGGGCAUCCUCACCAUCGAGGGUGACAUCUUGUGCGAGGAGCUGCGGACGAUCGAAGUUACCGACAAAGCUGUCAUCGUGUCCAACCGGAACCCCCUCCACUUCAAGGGCGUGCACUUUCACGUGCACGAGAAGGCCACGCUGAGGUUUGCCUUCUCGACCAUGCUCGCCGAGAACCUCGAGGGAGACUCGAGCGAGAUCUUCACCAUUGAGCCAGAAGGAUAUGUGGGCCUGCAUCCCACUGCGUGGGGUCCGUUGUCGGAGAACGGGACGAAGAAGGAUGCCCACUCGCUGGUGAUUGUUAGGAAGGGUGGCGAGGUAUACUUCGGGGGCGAGGUCCGCUACACGGCCUCCAGCAUGAAGGUCGCCAAGACGCCCGUUGCGAAGGAUCUCGUGUGGAUCCAGGCGGGCGAGGAGCUGCGGUUCCCGUCAAGAAUGACAAGCCUCGACCGCCGGCAUGUGAUGAACGUGGGGUCCGAUGGAAGCCUCGUGCUCGCGAACAUCGCACGUUACCAGGGAUUGCGCCGAGAAGUGAUGGAGGCGUUCGACAGCUGGAGCUCUCGAGCUCCUCAUAGUUCGGUGGACAUGUUGGCCGGCCUUGGCCCGGACUACAACGGCGAGGACCGAGGCUUGGACCUGAAGGUUCUUGCCUCGCCCGACGUGGUGCAGACUCGCCGGCAGCGGCUCAAGGCCAGGGGGACGGCGACGGUGGUGACCUCCGGGGGAGAGACGACGAGAGCACGGCUGAAGGGAGCGGCGGACAUGCCGAAGGCCAUCUCCAGCACACCGGAGGGGUACUGGGGGGACGACGUCGUCCUCAAGGUCACCGACAUGGGGGAUGUGCUGGUGACCGUCGGGGACCGAGUCGUGGUCCAAAAGCGAAACCCGAACCGCAAGGUCGGGUGGGUGAAGAAGCUCGGCAAUUCCAGGCCGGCGAAGAAGGUCAAGGGCAUCUUUCGACGUCUCGGCCGCCGAGGGAAGCGCGACAAGAACGACAAUGACAACGACAACAACACCAGAGAAAACAACGCCAGAGACGACGAUAAGGGCGCCGUCCGGUCCACCUUAUACUCGCUCCACGUGGUGGAAAACGGGUUUCAGGUCCGACUAGAAGGCGUGUUUGUGUGGGGGUGGUACGUGAAGUGA